AAGCGCCGGUGGCUUUAUUGAAAUGCACUUCAGUAUCUUUGGUGUCGUUUUACUGCGUUGCUGCUUCGUUGGCGCUAAUUCGUUGAUGCCUGAUAUUGUCAUAGUCUGGUUGCUCCGCCUGGUAUAUAACAGGCGCCGAUCGUUGCAAGUCGACCUGCUGUCACGAUAAGUCAUUGGGUUAUGUUCAAUGAUUUGUUGCUACCCCUUGAUUGGAUCAAUCCUAUAUCCAAUGUGCAUCUUUCUCAUGUGCCCCGGAACCGCAUAGUACAAUGCCAUGCUCCGGGUGACAUGUAUCCCUGGUUGGCUUGGUUGUUGCUAACAGCGUUGAGUGCCAACGAUUUAUCCAAAUGUAUGACACGAAUCACGGGCACCUCGUAUCUUGUGAUACGUUUUCAUUUUCUUUUGGAUUACAGGAGCUAUGGUCCUGUCAGUACGAGGUGGAAGCCCCUGUACCUUCUCCUUCAAAAAUGUGGACGCCGGAGCGGCUUAUGCAUACCUUGACGUUAGGCGUCGUUGGCUCUCGGAUCCAAUCAAUCUCGCUCCAGAACUCUUUCCCAACACUCUCUGCGCCCCAGCCUGGGUUCAUACUUAGGCAGGAUCAAAACGUGCUGGUUCGGAUUUUGGGGGCCAUCUGUAGAUAUGAAUAUAAGCAUCUUGUCUCCCAUAUUCAAAUGCUAAAUCCACCAGCAAGAUUCGUCAAAGCUUUCUCUGAGAUACAUCAAUCCCUGAGCAUUACUUUAUUCAGUUACCAAUUAUUUCCUUUGUUGAGCUACAUUCCAACUGCCACCGCGACACACCCUUCGAGCUUCAAUAUGUCUGCUAGAUACGUUGCCGGCACAACCAUAAAAACCAUCCAGCACGCUGGGCGUGAGAUCGUUCUGGAGUUUGUAUCCGAAACUACAGAAUGGAAACGCACCUUUAUCGACAAGUCGGUCCUCGAUGAUUUUGCAGCCACCGCCGAGAAAUCCGUCGAUACCCUACGUGCAGAUACCGCCUAUGUUGCUAUGAAGGAGAAGGAGCACGAUAGCAAAAGUGAUCGAAGGAGCCACUUUUCCGUUCUCGAGUUGGAUAAAUCCAAAAACGUCAUGGCAUCUCGUCAUUUGGUCAAGAAAUGAAGCCCACUUUCAUGGGGUAUAUGUGGAACGAUAACGCUCGCUGCGGGUUGGUUUGGUAUUAUAUUUCAAUGUGCUAGGUAGAAGGGUGUCGGAUUGAUAUCAAUAUGUCGGAAACGUAUGAAUCUCAUGUGUAACAAGAUCUACUUCUUAUAUUCUCUGUACCACUAUCUCUCCUAACUAGUUGCAUACAAAAUAUAGGGCUUUUUAUAGGAAAACGAAUGUGCGAGCCAAGAAGCUAGCAAUUAGUGAGUAUUACAAUUGUAGUAGGCUGAUGAUGAUAGAAAAAAUAGUAGUAAUAUGAUGUUAGUGGGGGUCAUAGCAUAUAACCUCUUAUUUCCCAA
This is a messenger RNA of Blastomyces dermatitidis ER-3, 1456 nucleotides long. RefSeq lists its product as uncharacterized. NCBI's taxonomy places the organism in Eukaryota, Fungi, Ascomycota, Eurotiomycetes, Onygenales, Ajellomycetaceae. The record is from RefSeq and is a predicted model, not a curated record. Bases 348 to 1115 code for a protein of 255 amino acids. The transcript is spliced from 3 exons.